AUUCCUUAAUUUGCAACCCACCUGACAAGUGCCCUCCUCGAGAUAUGCCAAGCUAUCGUGAGCUUCUGUGCACCAAACUAUCCACCAAUUUCCGCGAGGCGACCGAGAUCGUGACGCAUCCGGAUUUACCGAAGGCCAACGCCGGUCACAUUGUGGUCAAGAACAAAUAUCUGGGUGUGAACGCCACCGACAUCAACGUGACUAAUGGCGUCUUCAACGAAAAUCCUCCACCUUUUGGCACGGGUCUGGACGCUGUUGGCACCGUGGUCGAAGUCGGCCAAGGUGUUACCGAAGUUAAAGUGGGCGAUUACGUCGUGUAUGACAAGUUCGGCGCUUACGCUGAAUACGUCGAGGUGCCCAUCGGCUCCGUACACAAGCUACCAGAGCUCUCACCAGCAGCGCUGCCAUUGACGGUGUGUGGUAUCUCAGCGUCUAUUGCUAUAAAGGAAUGCGGCGAGCUCAAAACCAACGAGACGGUGUUCGUGACGGCGGCAGCUGGAGGAGCCGGUCAGUUUGUGGUGCAGCUCGCAAAGAUGGCCGGAAACCACGUUAUCGGCACAUGCAGCAACGACGAGAAGGCCAGAUAUUUGAAGGAACUCGGCUGUGAUCGUGUGAUCAACUACAACAAGGAGAAUAUCGCCGAGGUGCUAAAGGCAGAGUACCCUAAGGGUAUCGACAUCGCAUUCGAAACCAUCGGAGGGGACAUGUUCAAGAUCGUGUUCGACAAUAUGGCCAUCCGCGGUCGUAUCAUUGUGUUUGGGCACAUUUCAGAGUACCGUGGCGACGCCCCACGCUCACCCUUCACCGUCAGUGCGAUGAAUGAAGUACUGCUCAUGAAGGCAAUUACUGUUCGUGGGUUCCUCCUACGCACGUAUAGCGACAUCAUCCCGACCCACAUGGUCAAUCUCUUCAAACUUAUCAAGGAGGGGAAACUGCUUGCUGGCGUGGACCCCACCGAGUUCCACGGACUCGAACAGGUCUCGGAUGCCAUUGCCCACAUGUACGCUCAUAAGAACAUCGGCAAGAUCGUGGUGCAGCUACCGUAGAGAUUACAAUCCAUUCGUUCAGGAGGCGGUCACAACAAUGACCAUUGCCGUUAAACAGGGUGAGGAUAAUGAAUCACUAGAUGUUAGCUUCAGUUUUCCGCUUUCAUCACAGGGCCCUGUUGAAAAAAAACACACGCACACACACAGAGACUAAAACCACUGGGUUUUCGACGAUAUCGUAAAAGAUACCUCUCGCGCUGGAAAAAGACAAUGUACUAAGCAUGCAUGUGAUGC
Phytophthora nicotianae INRA-310 is the source of this 1280-nucleotide messenger RNA. RefSeq lists its product as hypothetical. Gene Ontology annotation, molecular function: oxidoreductase activity. The transcript has a single exon. NCBI's taxonomy places the organism in Eukaryota, Oomycota, Peronosporomycetes, Peronosporales, Peronosporaceae. Bases 45 to 1046 code for a protein of 333 amino acids. The record is from RefSeq and is a predicted model, not a curated record. Gene Ontology annotation, cellular component: mitochondrion.